UUUCUCACAUUUAACAAAAGGGCAUUUGUAAUCGAAUGUAAUUCACACUCACUGGUGUCAUUAUUAUUACCGUGAAACUGAUAGGGUCAAUCUUGUCAUCUUUUUUUGUUGCACAUUUAGUUCACUGGUGUUGCCAUGGUGAUUUGUGUCGACUAAACAAAAGGCGAGUGAAGAAGGUGACCUUUGAAUGAUGAUAUUUGCACCUGUUUUGUGAUACACAAGACCUAGAAGAGGCAUGUAUAAAGUGGAUUUGCCGGUGGACAACUCCGCGGAUGUGGCAGUGGAACGCCGACGGGCCGCAGAGGCUGCGCGCCAGGCUCGCAUUUUCAACACCAGACACCGAGUGAUGGGUCUGGAUCUCAAAGCACUGGAGCAACAGGUGGCGGAGAACAAAGAACGGGAGGAGAUGGCGGGUCAGCGAGAGAGGGCUUUCGACAUGUUGAGAGUGACUCAAGAUGAAGUGUUGAUGAAACAGCAGCAGGAGGAAGAGGAGAGGAGAGCAGAGUUAAACAGAGACCUCAUCCAGUACCGGGCCAUCCGACAGCGGGCAGAAGACACCCGGGAUGCUGAUCUCAAUGUUCACCUGCAGGGGGCGCUCGGGUUGUCCAUUCCCAUCCCAGAGUCUGAGCUGGGACCUGCCAGUAUGCAAGUGUUCCAGGGAGAAGGCAUUGGGAACAAUGACAAGAGGAGAGCUCAGAUGGAGCAGACAGAGAGAGCACUACGAGCACAGAGAGAACAGAGUGAGAAACUACAGAAGGAGAAUAAACUCAAAGAGCUACUGAAAGGCAAGGAGCUGGUACAGCAGGACCUGCGGGCUGUUCAGUUAGACGCUCUGGAAGAAGAGUGUAAGAGGGCUGGCCGCAUCGCUCUCAACAACUACAACCAUGCUCAGGCUGCGGAGUGUGUCGAGAAAGAGAGGAAGGAGCGCAUGAGGAAGGAGGGCAAGGAGAUGGCGGAGGUGUGGCACAUGGUGACAUCAGACAUCCUAACGGAAUGUCCCAAGGCUGCAGAGAGACAAGUAGACGGAGGACCAGUGGGCGGGCCCAGGGUGCUGACGGACAGGUGGAGGGGGAUGAGCCCCGUUCAGCUGAGCGCUAUCCGCAGGCAGAGAGAGGAACAGCGCCUGGAGGGAAAGAGGCUGAGGGAGAUUGAGAGGCAGAGAGAAGCUGCCUGGGACUUCCAGCGCAUGGUGCAGACCCGAGAGGAUGACGAGGAGGAGAGGAAAGCGAUGGAGCUGAAGAAGGAGAAGAGGAUGGAGAUGGACCGAUACAAUGAACAGCUGGCUAGAGAGCAGCGCGAACAUCAGCAGUUCCUGUCCAAGACGCUGUACACCAACAGACCCACGGCCCAGUACUUUACUCAGUUCAGCAGCAGCUCACGCUGAGAUGACCAACACAAACUCACCGCACAAUACUGGAUCUCAGAUUUAGACGAUGUGCACAACACAACAAGCAAAUAAAGUUGAUGAUAUAGUCAUACUUUA
Molecule: messenger RNA, 1483 nt
Organism: Oncorhynchus kisutch (coho salmon)
Lineage: Eukaryota; Metazoa; Chordata; Actinopteri; Salmoniformes; Salmonidae
Gene: ribc1
Product: RIB43A domain with coiled-coils 1
Exons: 8
Coding region: 236-1384 (382 amino acids)
Source: RefSeq, a predicted model, not a curated record